Messenger RNA from Mangifera indica (mango), 544 nucleotides. RefSeq lists its product as uncharacterized. The coding region runs from base 143 to 352 and encodes 69 amino acids. Lineage: Eukaryota; Viridiplantae; Streptophyta; Magnoliopsida; Sapindales; Anacardiaceae. The record is from RefSeq and is a predicted model, not a curated record. The transcript has a single exon.
ACAGAUUCUCUUUAUCUUCCCUUUGCUUUUACUUUUUGUUUGUAUAUAAGCCAGAAUUCAGGCCGCCAACUUCCUCACCGAUAAUUCCCCAUAGCCAUUUUUCAAUUCAACAGUCUCGAUAUAACCAUCCAGUGGGUGAACCAUGUCAGAUUGGGGUCCAGUGUUCGUGGCAGUGAUCUUGUUUGUGCUGCUGACGCCAGGAUUGCUGUUUCAGAUGCCGGGACAUCAGAGGUGGGUGGAGUUUGGAAAUUUCAAGACGAGUGGUGCGGCAAUCAUGGCUCAUUCAUUCCUCUAUUUUGCUCUCAUUUGUGUCUUCUUGCUUGCUGUCAAGGUUCAUUUGUACCUUGGUUAAUAAAGUACUGCUUAACAUGGCGUGUGCUUGCCAAUGAGAUGAAAAAUUAUCAAGUUCAGGAUGUUGCAGCAGAGUUUCUUGUUUGAGUCAGUUAAUUUUAGCUCAUGACCAUUUGCUUUGAGUCUUGCUCUUUUACAUUGAUGUAAGAUGUAACUGAGUUGCUGAGUAAUAAUAAUACCUUAAUUUUUCUUC